Lytechinus variegatus (green sea urchin) is the source of this 3715-nucleotide messenger RNA. It is a transcript of the gene got1, whose product is annotated as aspartate aminotransferase, cytoplasmic-like. Gene Ontology annotation, biological process: L-aspartate biosynthetic process. Bases 46 to 1320 code for a protein of 424 amino acids. The record is from RefSeq and is a predicted model, not a curated record. The transcript has 9 exons. NCBI's taxonomy places the organism in Eukaryota, Metazoa, Echinodermata, Echinoidea, Temnopleuroida, Toxopneustidae. Gene Ontology annotation, molecular function: L-aspartate:2-oxoglutarate transaminase activity; pyridoxal phosphate binding. Gene Ontology annotation, cellular component: cytosol.
CGUGCAUGCAUUCUCUACGUGACGAUUGUGACCUCGCCAGGCAAGAUGGAUUCCGCUGCCGCAGACCAAGCCAAAAGACCUCGGAUAGGACAGUCAGCUUUUGCUGCCAUCGAACAAGCCCCACCAGUAGCUGUUUUUAAACUUAUUGAGGCUUUUAAGGCAGAUCAAUGUCCGGAUAAAGUCAAUCUUGGACCUGGUACAUACCGUACUGAUGAGAGCAAACCGUGGGUUCUACCCGUCGUGAGGAAAGUAGAGGCAGAUAUGGCGGCUGAUCAUACAUUAGAUCAUGAAUACCUCCCCAUUGCUGGUCUUGCUGAGUUCACCUCUGCAGCUACCAAGAUGUUGCUUGGAGCCGACAGUCCCGCCAUCAAGGAAAAUAGAGCUAUGGGAUUUCAAGCUCUCAGUGGAACAGGAGCUAUCCGUCUAGGAUGCGAGUUUCUGUCUCAGAGGGCAAACUACAAAACCAUCUAUGUUCCUGAACCAACAUGGCCCAACCACAUUGGUAUUGCUCAGAAUACAAACUUUGAGGUGAAGAAGUACAGGUAUUACAAGGAGUCUACUAGAGGUCUGGAUCUAGAGGGCAUGCUGGAAGAUCUCAAGGGAGCUCCAUCUGAUUCUGUAAUCGUUCUUCAUGGAUGUGCACAUAACCCUACCGGUGUGGAUGCUUCCCAAGAAGACUGGAAACAAAUUGCUGAGGUUCUGAAGACCACAGGAGCAUUUGUCUUCUUUGACUGUGCAUACAUUGGCUUUGCAACAGGCAGUGUAGCCAAGGAUCGCUGGCCAGUACAGUACUUUGUAGAACAAGGCUUUGAAUUCUUUGCUGCCCAGUCUUUCUCCAAGAACUUUGGUUUAUACAACGAGCGUGUUGGAAACCUGACUAUUGUGUUGAGCAACCCAGACCCUAAACCUCGCAUCAAGUCACAGCUGGAGAAACUCGCAAGAGCUCUAUGGUCCAAUCCACCCAAUCACGGUGCUCGCAUCGUUGCUACGGUAUUGAGUAACCCUGCUCUCAAUCAGGAGUGGGAAGGGCACAUUCAGACUAUGUCGAACCGUAUUGUGGAGAUGAGGGAUCUACUCUACAGCAAACUGAAGGAGCUAGGUACACCCGGUACAUGGACCCAUAUCACCAAUCAGAUAGGCAUGUUCAGCUACACAGGACUAGGACCCAAGCAGAUGACCUUCUUGAAGGAGAAAUACCACAUCUAUGGAAUGCAGUCUGGCCGUAUCAACAUGUGUGCUGUCACCACAAAGAAUUGUGAUUACGUUGCCAAAGCAAUCCACGAGGCUGUUACCACGGUGACCGAAGACCCGAAGCUGUAAGCAAGACGUCAAAGGUGCCAAUCCAGACCAAUAUACUUUGGAGUCGGUGUGCAUGGAUUAAGAUUGAAUUGGACAGCAUUCUAGAUAUCAAAAGACAAUGGAGGAAGAUAGAUAUAGGAGCAUUUCAUGAAAAAAAAUAGUCAGUGAUUUUUAAUUAGUAUUGUUAUAAGCUACUGUUACAAAUCACUGCAUCUGAUUGGCUGAGAGCACAUUAGUAAAUGAAAAUCAAUGACAAAGCAUUUCAUGAAAUGCUCCCCAGAAUAAUUAAAUGGGAACAGACAGUGUGUACCUCAUUAGAAGUGUACCUCAUUAGAAGGGAUUUUGUAACUUCAAUUUUUGCUACAUUGCUCUAUUUGGAUCAGCACAUUCAGUAUGGUGGGAAAAUGAAACCCUGUGGGAAAGCACACUUUAUAAUAGGAAAGAUUGAGAUAAUUUUCAUCAUGAAAAGUAAAACUAUAAAAAAAAAACAUACACCAUCCUCCCCCUAUCUUCCAUAAUAUACAGUGUAUUGUUAAAUUAAAGCUAUGAAAUGCUAGUGGGCAAAUGAAAUAUUCAAUCAUAUCUUGAUGUAAUAUUACUUAUUUCAAAAUAACUGUAUAUCAUGCUGGAAUAUUACGAUUUAAUGCUGAUAUUAAAAAAUUGAACUAUUUCAAUGAAGCCAUUACAAAGUUACAGAAUCCCUUUUAUUUUUCUCUUAUACUGCCAUUGUAUUGUAUCUUCCUGUUAUGAAUUUUGACUCUCAAAUCUUAAUACGGUACCUAUUAAUGCAUGCUUGUUGUGUUAGAGCUAAAGUUCUGUGUGCCAUCAAACAUGAUUGUGUAACAAAUCUUUCAAAGAAAGGAGUUUCAUAAAUGUCACCUAUUUCUUUUCCUUUCUCUUCCACUUCCUCCACUUUGACUCUCGGUGUAUUUUUCUGUAAUGAUGCACACAUUACAUUCUAAUAUAUUAUCAAUAGCAGCUAGGUCUAUGAGACCAAAAACAAGUCAUAUCAGAUUUUAUUGAAUUUAAAAAUGAAUAGAAUACAUUAUGAAUGAAGCCAGCUGCCUUUAUAAAGUACUUGUGUGUAUGAUUUUAUGCAGAUCUGGGUCAGUAUUCAAUUCAAUAUAAAUAAAAUAGCUUGAGUUAUUGUCAAUGUUAAAACUCACUAAUGAAUAUUGAUUAUCAUGACAUCACAUUGUCAUUGCAAAACAGUCCACAAGUAUAUUCUGUGUAGAAUAUUCUCAGAAUGACUCCUUAUCAUUUGCUCUACCUGCUAUUUAAAGCUUGCCUUGAAAAAAUGUUAAUGUAAAUUCACUUGGGCAAGUUGGGCUUGGGCACUUGAAUAUUUCGAUGAAAUGCUAAGCAGAAAUCUUUAAUGUACCUAUAUUGAACAAGAAGGGUGUUUUUGUUUUUCUGACUUUAAUAUAGUGCAUUGCAUAUUGGCUUCAGUAUUCGCCCAGAUAACUGAAACAUUUAAUUCCUUUCUAAGUACAUGUCCUACCCAAAACAAUAUGAAGAUGGUUUGAUGUUUCAUGGGUGAAAGGAAUCAACUACAUAUUUUAAGAAGAAGUAUUUUCAACUCAUUUGAAUUUAACAGAAAUUAAACUUUAAAGUGGCAUUCAAAUUCCAACAUACAAGGUUUAUUUUGAAAAUCACCUCUUUAUUUUGUGCUGUACUGUCCGUCCCAGUUAGCAUGUAUUACCUCAAUAAGUACAUGGUAUUACAGAAAUACAUACUUGUAUAUUUAAGUAUACAUAAACAGAUUUUCUCUAACACCCUCUCUCCCUCCCCCUAAGAAAAAAGAUUUAUUUCCAAAUAUGAAAUGUGAAUGUAUGAUUAAUCACUUCUCUUGGCAGGUUUUCUUUGCACUCCACUCCUACCCAUGACAUUAUCAGCAUUCAUUAUAUUUUUAUUAAUAAAAUUGUUCAACUUGAGUGUGGAAGUAUAACAUUGCAAAACAAUCACUUUGUUAUUAUUUAAACGGGGCAUUCAUUGCAUACACGGAGUAUUUCAAAUAUUGCCUAAAUAUUGAAUGAAUUAAGAUAGUUUUAACUUAAGUAUUGGACAAUUUUAUGAAAUACUUUUAUUGCAAAUACUUUUUUAUCAUUGGAUACCAAAUAUGUGAAGAAAUUUAAAUAUUCCUUGUAAUUGGAUAAAUUUGUUAAAUUAAGGGAACAAUAUACUUGUAUUGUUAAUACUGCUUAUGUGGUGUAAUGGAAAACCUUAUGUCUAAACAAAUACUGUUGAUAUUCAUGAUGUGAAGUGGUUUGAUGCAGUCUGAAAUACAUAUUAUUGUAGAGUAAAUCAUGCCAAUGGACCUUGAUUUACUCUCCUUGAUUCAGGGCACUCUUUUGUGAUAAUCUUGUUAAUUUGAUGUAAUAGGAUGAUUGCAAUAAAGGGUAAUGCGCGAAUCUAA